AUGAGUCCUAUCUUGAGACUUUUGCAUAUCUGUGAUUCCGAUGAAAAGCCUUCGUUAGGUUACGUUUAUGAAGGUAUGCUUAGGAUUAGGAAAGGAAUCAAAGAGUUGUUUAAAAGGAAAAGACAUAACUAUAAGAGGUAUGUUGAUAUUAUUGAUGCUCGUUGGGAUAAGAUGAUACGCAAAAGUCUUCAUGCAACAGCUUAUUGGCUCAAUCUGAUAUUUCAAUAUGAAAAAGAUAAUCGUGAAGAAAAGCAAAAGGCAUGUGUAGGGGUGCUUGAUAUGAUUGAGAAGUUAUCGAGUUUAGAUCAAAGUGUGCAAAUAACUAUUUCGCACAUGGCAAAAUUUCGGGAUAAAGUAGAUGAGUGGUGGAAAGCGUUCGGCGGAGAUGUACCGGCGUUGCAAAAAUUUGCCGUAAGAAUUUUAAGUCAAACCGCAUCCUCUUCCGGAUGUGAACGGAAUUGGAGUGUUUUUGAGAGAAUUCACACCAAAAGAAGGAACCGCUUGGAGCAUCAAAGGCUAGGUGAUCUCGUAUAUUUGCAUUACAACUUACGUCUACAAAAUAGGCUAAAUGAGAGCAAAAGGCCAUAUGACUUGAUUGAUUACCGAAGCAUUGAUAAAAACGAAUUUUGGGUGGUGGAAGACCAGAAGGAAUCCGAGCUUAACUAUGAUGAUUUAGUAAAUAUGCUCGAUAAGGAGCUCCCAAUUGACCUUGAUUCACAAACACAACCAUCCGAAGAAGAUAAUGUGGCUAAGGUUGAUGAUGUUAUUAUUGUUGGUGAUGGCGAUUUUGAUGAUGAUGAUUCGGAUUCGCUUGAUGAUUGGUAUAUUUGUAUGUUGUUGGAUUGGUACUUUCAUUUGUUGUUGGUUUUGUACUUUUUUAUGUUCUUGGAUUUGAUAGAGGAUUACAAAUAG
Molecule: messenger RNA, 912 nt
Organism: Helianthus annuus (common sunflower)
Lineage: Eukaryota; Viridiplantae; Streptophyta; Magnoliopsida; Asterales; Asteraceae
Exons: 5
Coding region: 1-912 (303 amino acids)
Molecular function (GO): protein dimerization activity
Source: RefSeq, a predicted model, not a curated record